AUGGAACCUAAAAAGACCGAUCACUACCCCCAAAUUGUACUUCCUGUCGAAAUCGUUCUAUUGAUAAUCGAGCAUCUCAUUCCACACUCUGCGGGCCCUCGGCCCAUUCUCCCCGCUAUCAGUCCAAUUACAAAAACCCUCCUCGCCUUUACAACCGUCUCGAGAGCGACUCAUUUCACUGCAUCAAGAAUGCUCUGGCAAAACUGCCUCUAUAUCGAUUCGAGAGAAAGACUUCGUGCCUUGAGGAAGUCUGUCUCUCAGAAGAGCUUUAUUACUGGCUGCACAUCAUGGGAGGCUUACGCACCGACAAGGAUAUUUCUCGGCCCAUCCUAUUUACCGGAAGAAAUCACGGAAUCUGAAAAUUCACCAGUGGCCGAUGAAGCUUCCAGCAUUCAUCGACUUGACUUAACACCUGAUGGCGAGCUCGUCCCGCUGGGUUUUGAAACGACAGCCGACGACAAUGAAGAAACUUUUCGGAAUAGACCCGAUGGACCUGACGACCAGCUAGUGCCAGGGAUCCCUAUGUACUCAGACCUCCAGAACCUCUCGAUUGUCGAAGAUGUAAGGAUGGUUCUCUUCACGUUGGCCCCGGUUCUGAAAAUACUGGUUGUGGACAUGCCUUUGCGGAAUCUAUACCGUGAAGACGACCAUUGCGAGAUUCGAAAGAUUCUCAGAGAGGGGUUUGAGGCAUUGGUCGAUAUUGAAGAACUUGUCAGUGUACGGGAUGAGCUAUAUCUUGACUCAACAGGAGGCUUCGAGGACCCCCAGGUCUGGAUUCAAUGGCCCAAACUCAAGCGUAUGGCGCUUUACAACGUUUCAGCGGACGAAGAACUAUGGCAGAAUAUGCUCUUGUGUCCACAACUUGAAACAGCUAUAUUCACAAGAGCAGACGAUGUUGAAUAUGAUGAGCAUUUAAUCAAUGUGAAAAGAGAAUGGUCUAGGGCAUGGGUUGCAGGUACCUCCGGAGUACCUACGACAAACAAAGGCCAAGGGCGAUAUUCAGGACCCGAAAUCACAAUAGCGUUCUGCAACACUGCCCCAGAGCUACCGAAAUUUGGCAGCUAUAUUCAUUCCUGGCAUACUAUGGAUCCCGAAAAUAAGAUCUGUGUUUUAACUGUGCCAACCGACACGAUAUAUUUCGGGCAGAGCCCCAAGGAUUACCCUUGGCAUAACGACCCGAUUGGAGUCAGCCAGGAAUGGAUCAGGAACCGAGCAUUAACUGGUACACUUUGGGAGGAUAUCAAGAGGGAGAGCUUUUUUAUAAGUUCGAAGAGCGGACAGGACAUCUGA
Messenger RNA from Fusarium sp. VM40, 1290 nucleotides. The record is from the annotation of a GenBank genome assembly. Lineage: Eukaryota; Fungi; Ascomycota; Sordariomycetes; Hypocreales; Nectriaceae.